CUCGGCAAUCACUGCAGAGGAGGACGGAGAUUUUACGCGGCUGUUAAUCCUUCAAUCAACUGCGCAGGAAGAGUCUGUUGUGAUUCAACGUCAUCCGAAGAAAAAGGAAAUGGCUUCUCACACUGAGGAAGAUCUCUCCUGUCCGAUUUGCAAAGACAUCUUUAAGGAUCCUGUCGCCUUAUCGUGCAGCGGCAGCCACAGCUUCUGUAGAGCCUGUGUGCAGACCUGGUGGGAGGAGAAGCUCAUAAAUGAGUGUCCAUCCUGUCAGGAAAGGCCUUUGCCGAGCCAUCUGCCUCCAAAUCAGGCCUUAAAGGAGCAGUGCGAGGCUUUUCUCCUGAGGAACCGUCAGUCAGCGUCUGCAGGGUCGACGGUUCGCUGCAGGCUCCACUCAGAGAAACUCAAACUCUUCUGCCUGGACCACCAGCAGCCGGUGUGUGUGAUCUGUCGAGACUCCAAAACACACAGCAACCACAGGUUCAGGCCCGUCGACGAGGCUGCGGAGGACCAGAGGGAGGAGCUCCGGACGUCCCUCAGACCUCUGAAGGACAAACUGCAGCUUGUCCGAGACGCUCAAGCAGAAAACGCUCUGAUGGGAAAACACGUUAAAGUCCAGGCUCGACACGCAGAGAGACAGAUUCAUGAGCAGUUUGAGAGGUUUCAUCAGUUUCUACGUGAGGAAGAGGAGGCCAGGACGGCCGCUGUGAGGGAGGAAGAGGCGCAGAAGAGUCAGAUAAUCAGAGAAAGGAGAGAAGCUCUGCACAGAGAGAGAUCAGCUCUGUCAGAAACCAUCAGAUCCUGCGAGGAGAAGCUGAGAGCUGCAGACAUCCUGUUCCUGCAAAACUGCAAGGCUGCAGUGGAAGAGGUGCAGCAGCGCCCCCUGCUGGAGGAUCCACAGCCGUCCUCCGCAGCUCUUCUAGACGUGGCCAAACAUCUGGGCAACCUGAGCUUCAACAUCUGGGAGAAGCUGAAGGAGAAAGUCUCCUACAGUCCCGUGGUCCUGGACCCGAACACGGCUCACCCGGCGCUCCACCUGGCUGACGACCUGACCGCCGCGAGCCAAGGGGAGACGCAGAUCCUCCCCAAAAACCCCGAGAGGCUGGAGCGCUACUGCACCGUCCUGAGCUCCGGGGGCCUCGACUCGGGGGCCCACAGCUGGGUCGUGGAGGUCCGGGACUCCGAGGACUGGGCCCUGGGUGUGGCGGCUCCCGGGACCCCGGGGGCCCACUGGCACGCCGCGUCCAGACUGUGGCUGAUCCGACGUCUCAGCGGCAAGUUGGAGGCCAUGUCUCCGUUAGUUCUCCACAAGCUUCUCCAGGUGAAGAGGGAGAAGCUGCAGAGGGUCAGAGUUCAUCUGGACUGGGACGCAGGGAAGCUGUCGUUCUCCGACGCCGACGCCGACACGCACAUUUACACCUUCACACACACUUUCACCGAGAAGCUGUUUCCCUACUUCAGCAACAACGACAAGCAGCAGCUGAAAAUAUUACCGGAGAAGAUCUGAGCAGCUCGAACGCAGCUUCAUGAGAGACGAGGACGGGAAGUUUAACCAAUCCCAGCAACCCUAAACCCCAGAGGGCAUUUAUCAAAACACAGCUGCUUUCUUUCUUUUACUUUAACAUUAAAACACAUUUAAAUGCACAAAUAUUCAUGUUUGAAAGGCUUUAACUCUUUAGUUCUCAAUAAAAGGUACUAUUUCACAGUUAACCUCCAAGGAGCACAGGAUUACAAUAUUUUUUUAAAAUGGGAUCAUUUAGUUACUUUUUUCCUGUAUUUAUGCAACAGCAGUUUGCAGCCAUGUCUUUAAAGCUAAUCCAUUUGGGAUAUUUUUGUUAUAUUUGGUGUGUGAUGCUGCUUUAUGUGAGAGAGACUUUAAAAUACAUUGUUUUAAAUCUGAUAACUCUUACUUUUCCAUUUUGUUUACAGUUGCUUCAGCUCCAUUCAUUCUCCUCAAUGUGUUUUUUUAAUAGUCAAAAUGUGUCUCAAUAUUCUGGUUUUUUGGUUUUUUAUUUGAAUGUUUCUUUGGUUUCUGUAAAACAUUUAUCUGAAUUACUUGGUGCCGCUGUGAAUAAAUCAUCCGUUACCGGUUUACCUCCAUAUUGUCUCAAUCUGUAAUCAUCACAACAUCUUCCAACAUGAAAUGUGAGGAAACGUGAAACGAGAGGGGUUGGAUAUGAUCAUUGUGAAAAGUAUAAUCGAAUUUGUCAUUGAGGCAUUCACUCACAUUUUUAGUCUAUCAUUAACCACGGGAGUUUUCCCUGAUAAAAUG
Molecule: messenger RNA, 2266 nt
Organism: Salarias fasciatus (jewelled blenny)
Lineage: Eukaryota; Metazoa; Chordata; Actinopteri; Blenniiformes; Blenniidae
Product: nuclear factor 7, brain-like
Exons: 2
Coding region: 110-1501 (463 amino acids)
Molecular function (GO): protein binding; zinc ion binding
Source: RefSeq, a predicted model, not a curated record